AUGUGCACGCCAGCACCGGGUGGCCGCGGCCGCGGCGGCGUGUGCUUGAACGUCGGCGGACGGGUGUUCCAGACCACGGCCGCCACGCUCGCCGCCGCGGGGCGGGACACCAUGCUCGGCGCCAUGCUGGACGCCUCCUGGAACGCCGCGGCCACGGGCGACGAGGCCGACUACUUCAUCGACCGCGACCCGGCCUGCUUCGCAGUGCUGCUCGACCUGCUCCGCACGGGCGGCCUCCACGUGCCGCCCCACAUCCCCGACGCCGUGCUCUGCCGCGAGGCGCUCUACUACGGCCUCCUCGACCGCGUCCGCGCCGCGCGCUGGGACGACUUCGACGGCGACCGCCUCCGCCUGGCCGCGUCCGUGCCGGGCCGGGCCGCGGGGGACGGCACGGCCGUCCGCGCGGCGCCCGACGGGGGCUGCUGCGUCGCGCACGGCGGCGCCGUGCGCGUCUACAACUGGAUGCUCGAGGAGCGCCGGCCGGUCUACCUCGACCACGCGCCGGUCAACGACGCGGCCUACCUCGACGCCUCCACGCUCCUCGUCGCUGCGCGCGAGCGCCCCGGCAGGCGGGACGGCGGCGUGGCCGCCUUCUCGGCGCUCACCGGCGAGAUGCACCACCGCUUCCGCGUCGCGCACGAUCGUCAGCUCAGGUCCUUCACCCCCGGGGCACUGGCCUUCGACCAGGAGUGCAGCAUCUUUGCGAGCUGCAAGGGCCGGCUCAACGAGUAUGGCAUUGGUGUAUGGGACGGCACCACCGGCGACCAGACGGGUUUCUUCUACGAGCCGCCCGGCUGCGCCCUCGGGGACGCCGAUAAGCUCCAGUGGCUGGACGGCACCAGAACGCUCAUGGCGGCCACCAUGUUCCCGCGGGCGGAUUCUUCUUUCAUAAGCCUGCUGGAUUUCCGGGACAAGAACGUCGUCUGGUCGUGGUGCGACGUCGGCACGCCGGCGUCGCUCGAGGAUAAGCACGCGGUCCACGCCAUCGCAAUGGAGGACGGGAGGUCGAUCUGCGUCAUCAACCAGUACGACGACCUCGGGUUCCUCGACCUCCGGAGCAGCGCCGGCGGCGUGCGGUGGAGAUCACGGAGCAAGCUGAUGAGCAGGAAGAAGGUGCACGCCGAGGAGACGUGCUAUCCCAAGCUCGCCACGCACGCCGGCCAGCUCUUCGCGUCGACGAACGACGCCAUCUCGGUAUUCACUGGCCCCGACCAUGCACUGACCUCAACGCUGCGCGGGAGCGACGGCGGCGCCAUCUGCGACUUCUCCAUUGGGGGCGACCGUCUUUUCGCCCUGCAUAACGAGAAUGUGUUCGAUGUGUGGGAGACGCCGCCACCGCCGAUCAUCUAA
Messenger RNA from Triticum turgidum subsp. durum (durum wheat), 1350 nucleotides. The record is from the annotation of a GenBank genome assembly. Lineage: Eukaryota; Viridiplantae; Streptophyta; Magnoliopsida; Poales; Poaceae.